AUGGCGCCCUGCCCUUACCGAAUUGUCUAUCCCGGUCCUAAUGAUGGGAAACUGGCGUUCAAACGAGAUGAAAUGCUGCCUGGCCACUUCAUUCGAUAUGGUGUCCAAAAUGGAACAAAACUGCGAUUGCCAGAUUGGCGGCACCUGAGUGAAAGCACGAGUUUUACCGCAGAGGAUGGCAUUAUUUAUAACCGUGGCGACUUUAUAGAAGUAGACACUGGUUCCGCGAGUUACUCGAUCGCCAUCCUUCUCGAAGUUCGCCUUCUCGAAGUGCACCGAAAACUUGAUGGCCGCAAGAUAGUGCCAGAGUCAUGCCAAAAGUAUCUGCGGGUUUUUUGGAUGUAUCGGCCGAGCGACAUGCUCGCAAAACCAAGAACGGAGUGUUCCGGACUUUACAAGUCAAAUCAUAUGGAUAUCAUCAACGCGUCGUGGGUUGAAUCAAAAGUGGCAGUCGAACCGAAACCGGCAUCAUACUACUGCUACAAGAGAGAAAGGUUGUUCUACCUUGCGAAGCGUACGGGCUUCUUCCCACCAAAAAUCCAAAAUGUCGAGAGGACGGCCAAGAGGACGGCGAAGGAUGAUCGCAAACUCGAAAGGGAGCACAUGAUCUUGAGGAAAGUGAUGGCAGACGUUUACUACUCUUAG
Pyricularia pennisetigena is the source of this 645-nucleotide messenger RNA. RefSeq lists its product as uncharacterized. Lineage: Eukaryota; Fungi; Ascomycota; Sordariomycetes; Magnaporthales; Pyriculariaceae. The transcript has 4 exons. The record is from RefSeq and is a predicted model, not a curated record. Gene Ontology annotation, molecular function: chromatin binding. Bases 1 to 645 code for a protein of 214 amino acids.